CCGCGGAAACAGAGCAAGCAGAAAAUGCACCCACUCUAUCCCUGUCUGGGACAGUUGACUCCAGUAAUGAGAGGGAAGCCACCCUGCAACAGUUCAACAAUCAGCAUGGAGAAGCACUGCAGACACUUUAGACAGUUCUGCUAUCAGGAAGCAGAAGGACCUCAAGAGGUUUACAGCUGACUCUGUGAACUUUCCCAUCUCUGGCUGCAGCUGGAUCUCCAUACAAAGGAGCAGAUCAUCGAGCUGCUGGUUCUUGAGCAAUUCCUGACCAUCUUGCCUGAGGGAAUCCAGACAUGGGUCUGGAGACUUCAUCCAGAAAUACGUAAUGAGGUUGUUGCCCUUGUAGAGGAUUUCCAGCUAAUUAAUCAGGAGAUUGGGAAAUGUGGGAUUCCAGUGACAUUCGACGACGUGGCUGUGUAUUUCGCCAAGAAGGACUGGGGUCGUCUGGACAAAAGGCAGAGGGAGCUCUACAGGGAUGUCAUGCAGAAUAAUUUGAAGACUUCUCUCUGGGAUUUGAGACUCCAAAACCUGAUGUGAACUCUCAGAUGGAACACAAGGAAGAGCCUUGCAUCCCAGAUUGUCAAGAUGCCAAAGAAAGGGUAAUAUCAAGAGAAGGCAGUGCAGCAGGUGAUGGGAUCCUGAGCAGAACUGAGAAGCAUCUCGUAGAGGGUCCUGAAGAUCUGGUGCUUGGCAUUCUAUUACUGAGGAACUCAGCAGAGAGCGGUCUGCAGGAGGCAACACAGGUUACAGUGUCAGAAAAGAAAGCCAAUGGAGGGUGAGCGAGAGACCUAACAUCCUCUUCAACUUUCUUUUGCGAAGGUUCCCAAUCUCCUUGUGCAGGGGAGACCUGAGAAAAGCAAGAGACUAUGUACUACUUAUGCAUGUAAGGAAAACCUCAAGGGGCAAAGGGACCUGAAAAGCCAUGAGAACAGCAACCACCUGUGAAGGAAAUCCUGGAAGUACAAAGCUUGUGGGAAAAGCUUCAAGCCAAAGCAGGAGCUCACAGCCCAUGGGAGAGUCCGCAGAAAGGAGAACCUCUAUUCAUGUCCUGCCUGCUAUAAAAGCUUCAGUUACCCAUCACAUCUUAUAAGACACCAGAGAACCCACACUGGCGCAAAACCUUACCGCUGUCCUGAGUGUGGAAAAAGUUUCAGUCAACUCACGCACCUGACUAGAUACCAGAAAAUGUACACAGGAGAGAGGCCCUUCCUCUGUCCUGAGUGUGAGAAGAGCUUCAGUUGGCUCUACAAUCUCCAUAUCCACCAGUGAACCCACACAGGGGAGGGACCCUACCUCUGUCUGGAAUGCAGGAAGACAAGAGCUUCCCUCACAAAUCACAUCUCACCACACACCACAGGACUCACAUGGGGGAGAGACCCUACCCCUGCCCCCAAUGUGGGAGAAGCUUCAGCACCCAGUCCAGUCUGACAAAGCACAAUAGAAACUGCCACACGGGGAGACACUCCAUCUAUACCCUGCCUGGGGGGAAGCAGUCAUUAAAAAAAACCUCUUGUAAAAACAAGGAUCCUGGCUAUGAAGAAUGCAGUAAAGGUUGAGACCCUGGGAUUGACGUACCAGGCCCAGUGCCCACACAAGAACUCCCAUGAGGCCCAGACAAGAGGCCUGGACCCAUGUUCAGACACUGGGUAUAGAGAACUCAGCUGAGGCCCAGGCCUGUGUUCAGACACCGGACACUGAGAACUUGGCUGAAGUCCAGACCCUGAGAAUGGAGUACCAGGACACCAAGAACUCCCCUGAGGCCUAGGCUGUGGAAACAGAGGCCCAUACCCAUGCUGAGACCCCAAACAUGGAGAACUCUGCUGAGGCCCAAGCAUUGGGACUAGACUACCAGCCCCAGCUCCUAACCCAAUCCAUAGCCAUGAAGAACCUUGAUGAGGGGGCUCAGGACCUGGCCAAGGACGACCAAGCUGAGGCCGAGGCCAUGGAGGACCCAACUGAUGGUGGAGCGCUGCACCAUUGAUUUGAUCCUACUUGUGUAUGUAUGAGGCAAUAAUACUCAAAUCUCAGUGGUUUAGGAGCCAAAUCAGUGAUCAAUAUUAUCCAGAAGAUCCACAGUAGUGUGGAUUCAUUGUUUCAU
Messenger RNA from Mauremys mutica (yellowpond turtle), 2098 nucleotides. Its product is annotated as zinc finger protein 215-like. The transcript has 4 exons. The record is from RefSeq and is a predicted model, not a curated record. NCBI's taxonomy places the organism in Eukaryota, Metazoa, Chordata, Testudines, Geoemydidae. Gene Ontology annotation, biological process: regulation of DNA-templated transcription.